Molecule: messenger RNA, 8283 nt
Organism: Alligator sinensis (Chinese alligator)
Lineage: Eukaryota; Metazoa; Chordata; Crocodylia; Alligatoridae
Gene: MYOM1
Product: myomesin 1
Exons: 40
Coding region: 215-5677 (1820 amino acids)
Molecular function (GO): protein binding
Source: RefSeq, a predicted model, not a curated record
UCCACUGACUACAGGCAUUAUUUUUGUUCUAGACCCUGGAGUCCAGUCCUUAGCCCUGGUCCUGACUACCUCUUUGCUGGAUUCAACUUUACUGGAUUUUUCUCUCUAUCAUUCAUUCACUUCAGGACAUUUAAAUUUGUCAUUUUUCAUUUGGCUGCUGACUGGGCACACCUCAGUCAGAAGAGUAUAGCAAAAACUGACUUAGGCAUCCAUCAUGGCUUUACCUUUCUACCAAAAACACCAUCAACAUUAUGACCGCUCAUAUCGUCACAAAGAGCUGCAAUCCGCUUUAAGCCAGUACCAAAAGGAGGAGAAGCGUAAAUCUGCAGCCUAUGCUCAUGGGUCUGCAGCAUAUCGUCACAGUUCUGCAGCAGACUACAGUCAUGGAUCUGCAGCCUAUGCUCAUGGAUCUGAAGCCUACAGUUAUGGAUCUCUCGCCUAUGAUCAUGAAUCUGCAGCUCAGAGUAAGAGGUCAGCGGCCUACAGCCUUGGAUCUGAAGCCCUCAGCAGGAGGUCAGCUGCCUACAGCCUUGGAUCUGAAGCCCUCAGUAAAACUUCAGCUGCCUACAGCCUUGGAUCUGAAGCCCUCAGUAAGACUUCAGCUGCCUACAGCCGUGGAUCUGAAGCCCUCAGUAAGAGGAUGGCUGCCUACAGCCUUGGAUCUGAAGCCCUUAGUAAGAGAUCAGCUGCCUCCAGCCUUGGAUCUGAAGCCUACAGUCUUGGACUAAAAGAGUCUAAUAUAAUGAUAGAAGAUCAAUCCUAUAAGUUGAGUCCCAGAGCAAAGAGGGCCAAGCAGAGUUUACUCUUAGAAGACAAAGAAAAUAAAGGCAUUGACUACGUAGUGCCUGUGUUCACAGGGCGUGAUGUGUAUGCCAGUGGAAUUACAGAUACAGAAGAGGAAAGGAUCAAGGAAAGUGCUGCAUACAUUGCCAGAAGGAACCUUUUUGCUACAGGAGAAGGAGUUAGUGUGAGCAGCAGAGUGGCUGCUUCAUCUGCAGAAGAGCAGCAUGAGAAGAAAUCAAGGAAAGUAGCAAUACGAGAGUCAGCUGAACGUUUGGCCCUAAGGAAAACGAUAGAAGAGACUCAGGAAUUUCACCGAAAGUUGAAUGAAGAUAAACUUUUACAUGCUCCUGAGUUUGUUAUCAAGCCUCGGUCCCAUACUGUCUGGGAAAAACAGAACGUUAAAUUACAUUGCACUGUGACUGGCUGGCCAGAACCCCGUGUUACAUGGUACAAAAACAAUGUGCCCAUCAACGUACAUACUAACCCGGGCAAGUAUGUCAUUGAAAGUCGAUAUGGGCUACACUCACUGGAGAUUAGCACAUGUGAAUUUGAAGACACUGCUCAGUAUCGUGCUUCUGCUAUGAAUGUUAAAGGAGAACUUUCAGCAUAUGCAUCCAUCGUGGUAAAGAGAUAUAAGGGAGAAAUUGAUGACACCUUUUUUCAUGCUGGAAUUGUCACCAUGCCUCUCAGCUUUGGCAUUACCCCACAUGGCUAUGCUUCAAGGUUUGAAAUCCAUUUUGUUGACAAAUUUGAGGUAACCUUUGGGAGAGAAGGAGAGACGAUGAGUCUGGGUUGCACGGUUAUCAUUCAUCCUGAGAUUAAACGCUUCCAGCCAGAGAUCCAGUGGUACAGGAAUGGAGUUCUUAUUACACCCUCCAAAUGGGUUAAUAUGCAUUGGAGUGGGGAACGAGCUACGCUAACCCUUACACACGCAAACAAGGAAGAUGAAGGUCUUUAUACUCUACGUGUCGUGAUGGGAGACUACUAUGAACAGUACAGCAGUUAUGUCUUUGUUCGAGAUACAGAUGCUGAAAUUGCAGGAGCUCCUGGUUCACCCCUGGAUGUUCAAUGCUUAGAUGCUAACAAAGAUUAUGUCAUCAUCUCCUGGAAACAACCAGCUGUUGAUGGAGGAAGCCACAUCCUUGGAUAUUUCAUUGAUAAAUGUGAGGUUGGUACCACCAACUGGACCCAAUGCAAUGACACUCCAGUGAAGUUUGCUCGUUUCCCCGUCACGGGUUUGAUAGAAGGUCGCUCAUACAUAUUCCGAGUCCGAGCUGUGAAUAAUGCUGGAAUAAGCAUACCAUCCCGAGUUUCUGAUCCGGUGGCAGCUCUGGAUCCUGCUGACAGAGCCAGACUUAGAAGUCAUCCUUCUGCCCCCUGGACUGGACAGAUUAUUGUUACUGAGGAAGAACCAACAGAGGGUGUUGUUCCUGGGCCACCUUCAAACCUCCAAGUUAUUGAAGCUACUAAAAACUAUGUGGUGCUCAGCUGGAAACCUCCUGGAGAGCGAGGCCAUGAGGGUGUCAUGUAUUUUGUGGAAAAGUGUAUUGCAGGCACCGAGAACUGGCAGAGAGUGAACACUGAGAUCCCUGUAAAAUCUCCUCGUUUUGCUGUUUUUGAUUUGGCUGAGGGGAAAUCUUAUCAUUUCCGUGUUCGCUGUUGUAAUUCAGCUGGCAUUGGUGAGCCCUGUGAAGCAACAGAAUCAACUGUGGUGGGUGAUAAACUUGAUAUUCCAAAAGCUCCUGGCCGUAUUAUACCAACCAGGAAUACAGACACCUCAGUCGUUGUCACUUGGACAGAACCCCAAGAUGCAAAGGAGUUGGUUGGGUAUUACAUAGAAGCAAGCAUAGUUGGAUCUGGUCAUUGGGAACCAUGCAACAACAAUCCAGUGAAAGGCACAAGAUUUAUUUGCCAUGGACUCCUGACUGAUGAAAACUAUGUUUUCAGAGUCAGAGCUGUUAAUGCAGCUGGACUCAGUGAAUUUUCACAGGAAUCAGAGGCUAUUCAAGUGAAAGCAGCCAUUGGGGGAGGAUUGCUUCAUGGUGUGUGUCCUGAACUGAGUGGUAAAGCUGGUGGACUAACAGACUACACUACAAGUUGGGAAGGCAUGCAUGAGUCCUCCCAGCCUAUAUUUGACACAGAUGCUUUGCUAAAAUGCAAUGCUAAAUUUAACAGACAUACACUGCCCAGUAGCUCUGAUAAACUGGGGCAUACAGGAGUCAGUAAAGUGAGUGAAACGGUAAAAGAUGGUCCCACACCUUCACCACAGAAGGGAGCUUCUAAGCAGGCAAGUAAUUAUCAACCUGGGGACUCCUUGGCAUUGGAAAAAGUGAAAAAGACGACAGAUAUAGCUGCCCCAUCACCACCUUAUGACAUCACUGUAUUGGAGAGUGUUCGUGAUUCCAUGGUGCUAGGAUGGAAGCAGCCUAAAGUCAUUGGCGGGGCUGAAAUUACAGGCUACUAUGUGGACUAUCGUGAAGUGAUUGAUGGAAUUCCUGGGAAAUGGAAAGAGGCUAACAUUAAACCUAUCAGUGAGAGGGCAUAUAGGAUUACCAAUUUAAAGGAAAACAUGAUAUACCAGUUCCAAGUGGCUGCUACUAAUGUGGCUGGAGUUGGGACUCCUUCCCCACCUAGCCGUUCCUUCAAAUGUGAAGAAUGGAGCAUUGCUGUUCCAGGACCACCCCAUGAUCUCUUCUGCACUGAAGUUAGGAAAGACUCUUUGGUUUUACUUUGGAAAGAGCCAGUUUAUACUGGUCGUAGCCCUGUAUCUGGUUACUAUGUUGAUGUGAAAGAAACUGAAGCAACAGAUGAACAUUGGAAAAGCGCCAAUGAGAAAACAAUUACAAAAAGAUUCUUGAAGAUCACCGGCUUAAAGGAAGGUGUCAGCUAUGUAUUCCGUGUGCGGGCAACAAACCAGGCAGGCGUUGGGAAACCAUCUGAUCUCACUGACCCAGUCAUAGCUCAAACACAGCCAGGAACUAAAGAAGUGGUGGCGGAAGUAGAUGAUAAUGGAGUCAUUUCCCUCAACUUUGAAUGUGAUCAGAUGUCUCCAGACUCUAAGUUCAUCUGGUCCAAGAAUUAUGAACCAAUUGAAGAUGACUCUCGAUUAGACGUUGACACUAAGGGUGGAAAGUCGAAAGCUGUCUUUAAAGAUCUUGGAGAAAAUGAUUUGGGCAUUUAUUCUUGUAUUGUCACGGACACUGAUGGAGUUUCAUCAAGCUACACAAUGGACGAGGAAGAAAUGAAGAGGCUACUUGCACUCAGCCAUGAACACAAAUUCCCAACUAUCCCACUUACGUCUGAGUUGGCAGUUGAAAUUAUGGAGAAAGGACAAGUGAGAUUCUGGUUGCAGGCUGAAAAGUUGUCUGGCAAUGCAAAGGUCAACUUUGUAUUUAACGACAAAGAAAUUUUUAAUGGAGAGAAAUAUAAAAUGAAUGUAGAUCAGAAGACUGGUCUGGUUGAAAUGAUCAUGGAAAAACUUGAUGCCAAGGAUGAAGGGACCUAUACCUUCCAACUUCAGGAUGGAAAAGCAACCAACCAAUCCAGCCUUGUGCUAAUUGGUGAUGUUUUUAAGAAACUACAGGAUGAAGCAGACUUCCAGAGGCGGGAAUGGUACAGGAAACAAGGUCCCCAUUUUGUUGAGUAUCUGGGAUGGGAAGUUACCAGUGACUGCAAUGUGUUAUUGAAAUGUAAGGUGGCUAACAUUAAGAAGGAAACACACAUCGUUUGGUACAAAGAUGACAGGGAAAUAAUGGUGGAUGAGGAACAUGACUUUAAAGAUGGUGUAUGUACUCUUCUGAUAUCAGAGUUCUCCAAGAAAGAUGCUGGGAUUUAUGAAGUCAUACUGAAGGAUGACAGAGGAAAGGACAGAAGCGAGCUUAAGCUGCUGGAUGCAGCCUUUGCAGAUCUGAUGAAUGAAGUAUGUAGAAUAAUUGCUUUAUCUGCAACAGAACUGAAAAUCCAGAGCACAGAAGAGGGUAUCAGAUUAUACUCCUUUGUUAGUCAUUAUGUAGAAGAUCUGAGGGUGAGCUGGUCACACAAUGAUGCCAAGAUUAAAUAUACAGACAGAGUUAAGACUGGUGUCACUGGGGAGCAGAUCUGGUUACAGAUCAAUGAGCCAACUCCACAUGACAAGGGCAAAUAUACAAUGGAGAUUUUUGAUGGUAAAAAGGCACACACGAAGAUGGUGGAUCUUUCUGGACAAGCAUUUGAUGAAGCCUAUGCUGAAUUCCAGAGGUUAAAGCAAGCUGCCAUUGCAGAGAAAAAUCGUGCCCGGGUACUUGGAGGUUUGCCCGAUGUUGUCACCAUCCAGGAGGGCAAGGCGCUUAAUCUUACUUGUAAUGUCUGGGGAGAUCCCGCCCCAGAGAUCACAUGGCUGAAGAACGAGAGAACAUUCACAGCAGAUGACCAUUGCAUCCUGAAAUAUGAAUCUGGAAAAUGUGCCAGUUUCACCAUUACUGCUGUCAGCACAGUCGACUCUGGAAAAUAUGCCCUUCUGGUGAAAAAUAAAUAUGGCACAGAGACAAGUGAUUUCACUGUGAUUGUCACUCCUGUGUCAGGACAGACCAGCAUGCCUGUGCAUGUCUCUGAUGCACAGGGACACAAUAAAAAUAAAGUGUCUUUAACUAAAAAGAAAAAAACAAAUACUCCAAGCAAUCAUCAGAAAGAAAAGACGAGAGAAGAUUUUGUUAAGCCACAUGUAGAAGAGAUUAUUGCCACAGAAGAGACACCUGAUCCAAAUGAAAUCCCAAUUGUAGAAGAGGAGGAUGAUGCAGAAGGCAACAAGCAAGCAGCAAGGGUGAAUGAUGUGCAGUCUGCAGCAGCAAAAAUAGUUCUUUAUCCCACAGAAAGCCUCGAGAGACAGGAAGAAAAAUCAGUAGAAACAAAUGGCUGAGUGAAACUGUACUGUCAUGUAUGUAUAAUGAUCAAUAUUGAGCUUGCAAUGAACUCUAAGAGAAUUGCAGUAUAUCCAUAAUAUUUUAAAAGACACCCAUUGAUUUUUCUUAUUACCUUUAUCAUAGCUUCACAACGUAGGCUGGUUUUUGUUUAUACUGUGUGUUCACAUUUUAAUGUCAUGUAUGAAUUGCAUUGUGGUUGCUUCUAAGUAUAUUUUACAGUGUAAUGGAGCAAUGAUCCAUGUAUUGAUAAAGUGAUUCAAUACAGUGUAAAAAUCACUGAAAUGAGUAGAAGGCAUAACAAUAUAAUCUGUCAAUAAACAACAUGUUUAUGACCCUAUAAAAAAAAAUAUUGACCUGGUAUAGAGUGCUGCAAAUGUAUGGUAAUCAUGAAGCUUAAAAGCAGAGAGUCUUUACUAAUUGACAUCUAGAGGCCUCACAUACAGCCACCCAAAUGUAAUGUUGAUUGUACCUUUUACCAUUACCACCAAGAGCACAGACAGAAGUGUAACUCCUGGGUCUAACACAAGGUGACUUCUAUGAAUCACCAAUUUGGAGCUGAUCCAGGGAGAGAAGCUGUGCCUUCCCUAGUCUCUGCUCACCUACUAACCUCCCUCCCCCCAACCUCAGAGUGGUAGGGUGGGUAGAUUGGAGCUCCAAUCCCCCCCCACCACUCUAGCAGGGCUGAGAACCCCAGAAGGGACCUCCCUCCCCUGCCUUCUCCCCCUUCCAUCCAGGGACAGCAGCCGCAGUUCACUGUGCUGCUGCUGAAGCAGACAGAAAUUAGUUAAGUCGUUCCACUUAGGAGUGACUUCAUUUAAACCCUCAUACAAUGGGGAUUACUAUGUCUCACAAUCAGAGGGCUCUGUAGCCAUGCUCUUCUGUUUCAGCGUGGCUUUAAAGUGAUCUUAAGGGGCCAAUCACACAACAAAAGUCAUUUCUGUCUGUGCCCCAGAUGACUCUAUCCUUAAGGGGCUGUUGUAGUCAUAGAUAAGGCCUCAGGACCUUCUCCCUCAGAAACAUGGUAGCAGCACCCUGAGAGUAGAAGUACCUGGGUUUCACUCACUCAUACCCACCUGCAGCUUAGAACUGAUUGAGCUUUAUCAUUUUUCAUCACCACCAUUAAAUUUUUCAUUCACUGUCAUCUUCCCCUACUCCUACCCACCAAGUCUUGGCCAGGGCGUUGUGGACUCUAUAAAAAAAAAAUCUAACAUUUCAAGUGUGCCAUGUUUAGGGACAAUUAAAGUACAUUUUUAGUCUGGUACUGCUAAUAAUUUUUUUGAUAAAUAAGAUAGAAGUUUCAGACAAACUAGAACUUAAACAAUUUAGAACUGAAUGGAAGACAGCAAAUUGCCUGAAGAUUCAAAAUAGCACAGAGCAAAAUGUUUAUCGCUAAGCAAGAAAUUCAGAAGAAUCCACGCCCCACCCCCCAAAAAGUCCAUACACAUCUAAGCCUAACCUCCUCCUAACACUGCUCCUAUCAGACCAAGCUACUGUCUGACACAAGGCUAGAUUUACUACUGCAUUAUUCCUGUAUUACACAAAAGUCACUCCAUUGAAAUCAAUGGGAAAUGGAAACAGCAAUGGUGAAUCAGCCUAACAAAUACGACCUGUAAUUUUACAACAGGUUUCACAGAGAAACACAGGAGUGAUUUGUCUCUAUAAGAAUUGUUUUUAGUGGUAACCCAAAUAAUACAUAUACUGGUAGACAUGUAUUAGUGCUUGAGUGUAGCAGGAAAUGAUUAAUACUCUACAAGAGAAAUGAUGACUACAUCACUUAGUGAGAAAGCAGCAGUUUGAGAAACGCUGUUCUUUCAAAAUAUCACUAAUAUACGGAAGUUGGCAUCUGCUGCCUGCUUUGUAUGCUUCUUAACCAUUUCUUUGUCAUAGCAGUUGCUUGAAUCCUGCAAACCCCUUGUAAAAAUCAAUCAUCUUCUAUAGCUCCUCUGCAAGGAAAUUAGUUUUACAGAACACGGACACCUGUAUUGUUAUAUAAAUGAUAUAAUGCAGGGUUUUGCCAUUGAGUGGUGGAUUGAGCUCCUACUCAAUUGGCAUUAAUAGACAACUUUUAAUGGACUUUAAUGGGACUUUAAACCAGGGUCUGAAAGAACCAAUCUGAAAGAACAUUCUAAAAUGCUCACAAAACUUCACAUUUAGGAACCAGUUCUGCUCCUACUAGGGUCUGUAACAGAACUCUGCUGGAAAAGAACUGGGGCUGCAGGUAUUGUAAAAAAAAAAAAAAAAAUAGAUUUUUGCUUCUGUUAUCAUCAAAACUUGUGGAAAGAAUUUUAUAUCAGUGAACUUACAUUAGAGUAUUGUUUAGUUUGGUUUUUCAGUUUAUUGUCUUAAAGAACUGGAAACCAACACAUUUGUUCUGUUAGGAACUGCUCACUAGCCACUCAAGUGUUAUUACAUAAAAUAAACAAAAUACAAACAGUUAGUGCAUGGUAACUAAGUAAAGCCUUUAAAAUUCUAAUUUUAAUUAUUUAAGUUAGUGUCAUUCACAAGUGCAUGAAAAAAUACUUUUAACAAUACUGUAAUAAAAGAACUGCUGAGUGUUGUCAUUUAACAAUAAAAUUGAAUAAAAAGUUUUCUUGGACCCUAA